AUGAAGGCUUUCUUGGCCUUGGUGUUUUUGCUUGCAGUCAGCAAGGUCACAGAAGCUGCAGAAACUACUCUUUCUCUCAGGCUCUGUGAGGUGCAGAGCUGCCAGCAUAACGUCACCUGCUUGCAGGUUCUGGAAGCUGAAUGCUACGUUGAUGGUGAUGCUCAGACAACAACCUGCAAAGUUGCUGGACAAGACGAUCAAGAGGAGUUUGUUUUUCAAAACACAACAUGCAUCACGAAACAAAUGAGCCACGGGCUCGCUACAUUUAGCCUAACUAACGAGGUAAAUCGCCCAAAUCAGCAAAAGGAGCGAAUCAGAAGAACGUCGGAUUGUACGCAAUCGGUGCAUGACGCGUUUUCACAAAAUAGUUACAGCAACAACGACGGCAGCAAGCCCUGGGCCGCGUCCUGGGUUGAGACCGACCCGGGCAACGGCGGGGCAUCCUCUGGUAACGUGUUUGUCAACAACGGCGCGCUCGUAUUGACCCAGCAGUCUUACAACGGCUAUACCAAGGUUACGCGGGAGGUCGAUCUCAGUGGGACUCGGGGAGCACAGUUGGAGAUCAAAUUUUACUUGGCCGGUGAAUUAGAGAGCUCAGAUGAGGCAUCUCUAUGGAUUAUUAAGGAUGGCUCGUACUACAAGUUGGACUCGUAUACAGCAUCACGUUGUGGCAAGAACACGUACAACACGAAGACGUAUGAUUUGUCAGCAUAUGCAUCAUCCCACACCGUCGUUAAGCUGUACAUUGACAGUGGCUUCGCGGGCCCAGGCGAGUACUUUGUUAUCGAUUACGUCAAGAUCACGUUUGAUGACUGUGAGCAGUCGUGUCAAGACCUACAGUACGCCGACAACUUUGCAUCUGGCGGCUAUUCAGGCAACUCUGGAAGCAUAGCUUUUGGUAGCAACUGGGUCGAAGCAGAUGCAGGCGGAAGCGGUGCGGCAGGCGGAAACGCGCUUAUCAGUGGUGGGCAACUCUAUUUGAAGGGUAGUGGUAACGGAUACGGUGAAACCCAGGUUUAUCGCGCCAUUUCUUUGGAGCACGCGUCUGCAGCAACGUUACGCGUUUCGUUCAAGUUUGUUGGUGACGUGGAGAAUGUUGACGUGGCGUACAUUGGCGCCAUGACUGCGUCCGGUGCCAUGGUGGGGGAGGAGUUUGUGGCAACAGACUAUAAGAGCUUGACGGAACGCGUUUCUAUGGAGGCUCAUACCAAGGUUACGCGGGAGGUCGAUCUCAGUGGGACUCGGGGAGCACAGUUGGAGAUCAAAUUUUACUUGGCCGGUGAAUUAGAGAGCUCAGAUGAGGCAUCUCUAUGGAUUAUUAAGGAUGGCUCGUACUACAAGUUGGACUCGUAUACAGCAUCACGUUGUGGCAAGAACACGUACAACACGAAGACGUAUGAUUUGUCAGCAUAUGCAUCAUCCCACACCGUCGUUAAGCUGUACAUUGACAGUGGCUUCGCGGGCCCAGGCGAGUACUUUGUUAUCGAUUACGUCAAGAUCACGUUUGAUGACUGUGAGCAGUCGUGUCAAGACCUACAGUACGCCGACAACUUUGCAUCUGGCGGCUAUUCAGGCAACUCUGGAAGCAUAGCUUUUGGUAGCAACUGGGUCGAAGCAGAUGCAGGCGGAAGCGGUGCGGCAGGCGGAAACGCGCUUAUCAGUGGUGGGCAACUCUAUUUGAAGGGUAGUGGUAACGGAUACGGUGAAACCCAGGUUUAUCGCGCCAUUUCUUUGGAGCACGCGUCUGCAGCAACGUUACGCGUUUCGUUCAAGUUUGUUGGUGACGUGGAGAAUGUUGACGUGGCGUACAUUGGCGCCAUGACUGCGUCCGGUGCCAUGGUGGGGGAGGAGUUUGUGGCAACAGACUAUAAGAGCUUGACGGAACGCGUGUAUGACCUGUCAGCACUGCUGGGUCAAAGAGACGUGUGGGUUGGUUUUGGUGUCAAAGCAAACUUACAUGCAUCGGAUGAAUAUCUAAUGAUCGAGCAAGUCUCUGUGGAAUAUCAAACGUGUGCUUCAACGACGACCACGACGACCACGACGACCACGACGACCACGACGACCACGACAACACCCUGCAGCGUGUCUCAAACCGUGCAUGACGCAUUUUCACAAAACAGUUACAGCAACAACGACGGAAGCAAGCCUUGGGCUGCGUCCUGGGUUGAGACCGAUGCAGGCAAUGGUGGUGCAUCCUCUGGUAACGUGUUCAUCUACAACGGCGCGCUCGUAUUGACCCGGCAGUUCUAUGGAGGCUCAACCAAGGUUACGCGGGAGGUCGAUCUCAGUGGGACUCGGGGAGCACAGUUGGAGAUCAAAUUUUACCUGGCCGGUGAAUUAGAGAGCUCAGAUGAGGCAUCUCUAUGGAUUAUUAAGGAUGGCUCGCACUACAAGUUGGACUCGUAUACAGCAUCACGUUGUGGCAAGAACACGUACAACACGAAGACGUAUGAUUUGUCAGCAUAUGCAUCAUCCCACACCGUCGUGAAGCUGUACAUUGACAGUGGCUUCGCGGGCCCAGGCGAGUACUUUGUUAUCGAUUACGUCAAGAUCACGUUUGAUGACUGUGAGCAGUCGUGUCAAGACCUACAGUACGCCGACAACUUUGCAUCUGGCGGCUAUUCAGGCAACUCUGGAAGCAUAGCUUUUGGUAGCAACUGGGUCGAAGCAGAUGCAGGCGGAAGCGGUGCGGCAGGCGGAAACGCGCUUAUCAGUGGUGGGCAACUCUAUUUGAAGGGUAGUGGUAACGGAUACGGUGAAACCCAGGUUUAUCGCGCCAUUUCUUUGGAGCACGCGUCUGCAGCAACGUUACGCGUUUCGUUCAAGUUUGUUGGUGACGUGGAGAAUGUUGACGUGGCGUACAUUGGCGCCAUGACUGCGUCCGGUGCCAUGGUGGGGGAGGAGUUUGUGGCAACAGACUAUAAGAGCUUGACGGAACGCGUGUAUGACCUGUCAGCACUGCUGGGUCAAAGAGACGUGUGGUUACAGCAACAACGACGGAAGCAAGCCUUGGGCUGCGUCCUGGGUUGA
Molecule: messenger RNA, 3030 nt
Organism: Monosiga brevicollis MX1
Lineage: Eukaryota; Choanoflagellata; Craspedida; Salpingoecidae
Exons: 6
Coding region: 1-3030 (1009 amino acids)
Source: RefSeq, a predicted model, not a curated record